Trypanosoma brucei brucei TREU927 is the source of this 801-nucleotide messenger RNA. RefSeq lists its product as hypothetical. The transcript has a single exon. NCBI's taxonomy places the organism in Eukaryota, Euglenozoa, Kinetoplastea, Trypanosomatida, Trypanosomatidae. The record is from RefSeq and is a predicted model, not a curated record. The coding region runs from base 1 to 801 and encodes 266 amino acids.
AUGGUGCUCCGCUGUGCUGCUCUUACUGUUUCUUCCUUCCGCUAUGGGCACCGACGAAUGAUAUCUGACAGUUUAGUUAUUUUGUCAAAACAUAAAACAGAGGAUUCACGUGCGGCAGCCACUUUGUGGGGUGAUGUGACGACAAAUACCGCCACACGUCCUUUAGUAAGCGUUGAGGAUAUGUUUGUGGAUGUGGGCUCGGGGUGGCCCGCUUGGCACAGUACUGAUGAGCACAAAAAUAAUAUGAAUCAUUACCGUUAUGAUAGUGUUGAUAUUAAGGUUGACAGCGGUUUUACCUCUUCUGAUGAGAACAGUAGCGGAACUGUGAUGGAAUCGGAACCCACGGAUGUUAUGAGCGGCACUUUAAUUGGUUGCAGCAGUCAAAGCGGCGGUGGUGAGGUUAGUCUCGUAAGUAUCUUUGCUGCAUCUGGUGACGGGUUUAGCGACGUCGGAAGGGAUGAGGAAGAUGUUGGUGGUGUUGAUAUUGAUUAUGAUAGCAAGAGGGAAGUUGAAUAUGACAAUGAAACCUCUGGCGAUGAUGAUUACGAAGAUGCCUCGGGUAUAUCUGCUGACGAUGUAGAUGAGGAUACGGGACUUCUGGAUGAACUUCCCCGCGCUGCGCGUGACUCCGCUUCUCCAGCCCUUUUUUUUGGCACAUCUUCAGCGACGCGAAAGGCUAACGGGAAAGUGGGAGGAGUUCCGCCAGUUUUUGAUGACGCAGCGGCGGAGGGUGUUGAGUUGGAGACUGUUGGUGAUGCGAUGCCCUCGCCUCAAAGGUUGCAACAUUACCCUUCACGGUAA